AUGGCAAAUUCUACUCUAGCUUCAAUGCCUAUCCCCAUAAUGUUUGGAGGCGAAAACUAUGAGUAUUGGUCUGUCAGAAUGAGGGCUUUCUUGAUGGCACAUGAUCUAUGGGAGAUUGUUGAAGAAGGUUAUACUCCACAGGAGUUGGAUGUAGACCCUACUGUGAAUCAAAUGAGGCAAGAGAAGGAUCGUAGAAUAAAAAAUAUGAAGGCUCUUACCUUCUUGCACUCUUCUGUCACCGAGACAAUUUUUCCCAAGACUGUGGCUGUUACAACAGCAAAAGAGGCUUGGGAUAAAUUACAAGAAGAGUACAAAGGGUCUGAGCAAGUGAGAGCAGUAAGAUUGCAAACUUUGAGCAGAGAGUUUGAAAAUCUAAGGAUGAAGGAUGCUGAAUCCGUAAAGGACUACUCUUCUAGAGUGGCUAAUGUGGUGAAUCAGCUUAAAUUGAAUGGAGAGGACGUACCAGACAAAAGAGUGGUGCAAAAAAUGUUGAUUACCUUACCCGAAAAGUUUGAUGCUGUUACCACGGCUAUAGAGCAUACAAAGGAUCUGUCAAGUCUUUCUUUAACUAAACUUACAGGUGCUUUGUUAGCCUAUAAGCAAAGGUUAACGUCAAGAUCUGAG
Olea europaea var. sylvestris is the source of this 624-nucleotide messenger RNA. RefSeq lists its product as uncharacterized. The record is from RefSeq and is a predicted model, not a curated record. The annotation marks the transcript as partial. NCBI's taxonomy places the organism in Eukaryota, Viridiplantae, Streptophyta, Magnoliopsida, Lamiales, Oleaceae. The transcript has a single exon.